AUGCAAAUGGCUUGGCAAAUUUUAUUUAUUUUUGCACUCAGCAUCGUCAAAGAAAAUUAUGCAACCCCCGCCAUUCGACCCCAGUCCCAACGUGGUAUUAUUUAUCCCCAAGAUAAUUGGGAUGAUUGUUUUGUGGAUGAUGCAUCUCGUGUUGCCGGUCAGUGCAAAAGUGUUGAGGCCUGUCCAGAAGUGUUAACGAAAUGGCAAAAAGAGAAAAUCUAUCCGAAAACCUGUUAUUUUAUUAAAAAGGAACAAUUUGUAUGCUGUCCAUUGGAAAGCAUGGCAGCCAGUACCAUGGAAGCAAUAACCAUAAGAACAACACGAGCUACUACAUCUGGACCAAGUCUAUUAGAAUUGACUGGUCUGAGGCGUAGUGAUUUGGAAUGCGAUCUGAACACAAGAGUACAAUCCACAAUUGUCCAUGGCACACCAGCCAAUCCAGAUGAAUUUCCAUUUAUGGCCGCCCUGGGAUGGAACUCGAAUUUUGAUGACAAACCUUGGUAUCGAUGUGGUGGGGCGGUAAUAUCUCCUAAAUUUGUACUAACUGCCGCCCAUUGCGCUGAAAUAGGAGGAGAAUUUCCUAAUGUGGUACGCAUAGGUGGCUCCAAUCUGACAGAUGCCUCAGUCCGAGAUGUGAAAAUAAAACAAUUUAUAAAACAUCCACAAUACAAUGCUACAACAGUAUAUAAUGAUAUAGCUCUUAUAGAACUGGAAGAGGAAGCAAAAGACGUCUAUGCCCCCUGUUUGUGGUCGGAGGAAGCAAUAAUUUCUGAUAAUGUCGUUGCUGUGGGUUAUGGCCAUACCCAGUUCGGUGGAAUUGCUUCGGAUCAAUUACUCAAAACGGAUUUGAAAAUUGUACCCCAUAAUGAAUGUCAGCAAUUUUAUGCGGGAAAUUCUGAGGCUGCACCCAAUGGCAUCGCCCCGACUACCCACUUAUGUGCCGGUGAUCCCGAACGUCUGCGUGAUACAUGUCAAGGAGAUUCAGGUGGUCCGUUGAUAUUGGAAAAAAUUACCGGUAGCUAUAAACGUGCAUAUGUUGUUGGGGUUACAUCGUUCGGUUUGGGUUGUGCCGGUGAACCACCAUCGAUUUACACUCGUGUAUCUUCGUAUUUAGAUUGGAUAGAGAGUAUUGUAUGGUCCAAUGCGAUAUAG
Molecule: messenger RNA, 1152 nt
Organism: Musca vetustissima
Lineage: Eukaryota; Metazoa; Arthropoda; Insecta; Diptera; Muscidae
Product: serine protease snake-like
Exons: 6
Coding region: 1-1152 (383 amino acids)
Biological process (GO): proteolysis
Molecular function (GO): serine-type endopeptidase activity
Source: RefSeq, a predicted model, not a curated record